Neopelma chrysocephalum (saffron-crested tyrant-manakin) is the source of this 18795-nucleotide messenger RNA. RefSeq names its product trinucleotide repeat containing 6B (gene TNRC6B). The transcript has 25 exons. Lineage: Eukaryota; Metazoa; Chordata; Aves; Passeriformes; Pipridae. Bases 16 to 5844 code for a protein of 1942 amino acids. The record is from RefSeq and is a predicted model, not a curated record. Gene Ontology annotation, cellular component: P-body; nucleoplasm. Gene Ontology annotation, biological process: miRNA-mediated post-transcriptional gene silencing; positive regulation of nuclear-transcribed mRNA poly(A) tail shortening. Gene Ontology annotation, molecular function: nucleic acid binding.
GCGGAGCGCCGUCCAAUGGGCGGCGCGAGGGGCGGUGCGGGGGCGUGUCCCGGUGUGUUUGGGUUCGUGCUCCUCGGGGGAGGGAGAGACGGCGGCGAGGAAAGUUUGGUGUGUUUUUUUUUUUUUUUUUUUUCUCCCCCGGUGGCGUUUUUUCGGCGGUGCCGUUGGGGAGGGGGCAUUUUCCGCAGCUCCUUCGCCUUUUGCUUCCUGGGGUUCGUGUUUCCCGGGCGGGCGGAGCCUCCCCCGGCACCGAGAAGAAGGGGGCUCAGCGCACCGUGGCGGCGCCUCGGCGGUUUUCGUUUUUGCACUGAAUGUAGCCAGGACGGAUCCUUGUGGGCUUUGGCAGCCCUUGGAAACUGUCAAAGGCAGUAUUUUGCAUUUCUGCAGAGCUUUGCACAGAUCCUGUUCCCAUGCAAACUGAUGAGGGAGAAAUACUGGAGGAAGGCAGUCCCAAGAGAGAAGGAGCAAGAAAGGGAAGAACAGUUAAUGGAAGACAAGAAAAGGAAGAAAGAGGAUAAGAAAAAGAAGGACUCUGCUCAGAAGGUCACAGAUCAAAAAACCAAAGUGCCCGAAGUGACGAAACCAAGUUUAAGCCAACCAGUGGCUGCCAGCCCAAUUGGCAACUCUCCAUCGCCACCAGUCAAUGGUGGCAACAAUGCCAAAAGGGUGGCAGUGCCGAACGGACAACCGCCAAGCGCCACCCGCUACAUGCCUCGGGAGGUGCCGCCGCGAUUCCGUUGCCAGCAGGACCACAAAGUGUUACUGAAACGUGGGCAGCCCCCUCCGCCAUCCUGUAUGCUCCUUGGGGGUGGAGCAGGGCCUCCGCCCCCAACAGCACCAGGAGCAAACCCAAACAACGCACAACCAGUGACAGGAGCACUGCUGCAGAGCGACAGUGGGACUGCAACAGAUUCAGCAAUUGGAGGUGCUGCUGCUUCAAAUUAUGCAAAUUCCACUUGGGGUCCUGGAGCCUCCUCCAACAGCGGCACCAACGCCAACCCAACUCACAUCUGGGACAAGGUGAUUGUAGACGGGUCUGACAUGGAAGAGUGGCCUUGUAUUGCCAGCAAAGAUGCUGAGUCUUCUUCCGAAAACACCACCGAUAACAACAGUGCCUCGAACCCUGGCUUGGAGAAGAACACUCUGCCAGGAAGCACCACUAAUAACAAAGGAAAAGGAAGCCAGUGCCAGUCUGGAAGCGCUGGAAACGAAUGUAAUCUUGGGGCCUGGAAAUCUGAUCCCAAGGCUAAAUCUGUUCAAUCUUCCAACCCUGCUGCCGAGAGUAACAACGGACUAGGUAAUUGGAGGAACUUGAGUGGACAAGAUAGAAUCAGUCCCAGUUCUGGCUUCAGCAACUUUAACCCAAAUAGCAACCCAUCUGCUUGGCCGGCACUGGUUCAAGAGGGCAAUUCUAGGAAAGGAACUCUGGAAUCUGAUAGUGGUAGCUCCAAUGCACAGAUUAGCACAGUAGGUCAGACCUCUAGGGAACAGCAGUCAAAGAUGGAAAAUGCGGGUGUUAACUUUGUCUCUGGCAGAGAACAGGCUCAAAUUCAUAACACUGAUGGACCAAAAAAUGGAAACACUAACUCCUUGAACUUAAGUUCACCAAACCCUAUGGAGAAUAAGGGAAUGCCCUUUGAAAUGGGCUUGGGGAACCCUUCCAGGAGCACUGACACCCCUUCACAAAGCACUGGAGAGAGAAAGACUGGGAGUGUUGGAUCUUGGGGUACAGCUAGGGCGUCUUCUGGAACUGACACAGUCUCUGGGCAGAGCAAUUCUGGGAACCACGGGAACAAUGGAAAGGAUAGAGAGGACUCCUGGAAAGGAUCUUCUGUUCAAAAACCUAAUGGGUCAAGAAGUGAUUGUUGGGAUAACAAUAACCGGUCUACGGGUGGUGGGUCUUGGAACUUUGGCCCUCAGCAUGCAAAUGAAAGCAAGUGGGGUGAAGGGAACAAAUUAACAUCUGGGGUCUCUCAGGGAGAAUGGAAACAGCUGUCUGGGUCUGAUGAACUGAAGAUUGGAGAGUGGAGUGGUCCAAACCAACCAAAUUCUAGCACUGGAGCAUGGGACAAUCAAAAAGGCCACCCUCUUCCUGAAAACCAAGGCAAUUCCCAGGCUCCCUGUUGGGGAAGAUCUUCCAGCUCUGCAGGAAGUGAGGUUGGAGGUCAAAGCACUGGAAGCAACCACAAAGCAGGAAGUAGUGACAGUCACAAUUCUGGACGCCGAUCAUAUAGGCCUACGCAUCCUGAUUGCCAGGCAGUCCUGCAGACUUUGCUGAGCAGGACUGAUUUGGACCCCCGAGUGCUUUCAAACACUGGCUGGGGCCAGACUCAAAUUAAACAAGAUACAGUGUGGGAUAUUGAAGAGAUGCCACGGCCCGAGGGGAAGUCUGAUAAAGGAACUGAGGGGUGGGAGAGCUCUGCCACACAGACAAAGAACUCAGGGGGCUGGGGCGAUGUUCCCAGCCAAAGCAAUCAAAACAAGUCUGGAUGGGGUGAGCUCUCAACCCCAACAGAGUGGAAGGACCCCAAAAAUACUGGAGGAUGGAAUGACUAUAAGAACUCCAAUUCUUCUAAUUGGGGAGGAGGAAGGCAAGAAGAAAAAUCGUCUUCCUCUUGGAAUGAUAGCUCUAGUAAGGAUCAGGGGUGGGGUGGACGGCAACCUAAUCAAGGAUGGUCUUCUGGAAAGAACGGUUGGGGAGAGGAAGCUGACCAAACAAAAAACAGCAACUGGGAAAGUGCAGGAAACAAGCCAGUGUCUGGGUGGGGUGAAGGUGGGCAAAAUGAGAUUGGAACUUGGGGUAAUGGUGCAAAUACAAGCGCUGCUUCAAAGGGUGGAUGGGAUGAUUGUAAAAGAACUUCAACGUGGAAUGAGACGGGUCGACAGCCCAACUCCUGGAACAAGCAGCAGCAACAGCACCAGCAGCAACAGCAGGAGUCUUCUGGUUCCUGGGGUCCACCGCCCCAAACUCCAAGUAAUGGGCGAUCUCCAAACCCGAACUGGAACAGCGGACCACAGCCAGCUGCCCCCAAAGAGGAGGAGCCUAGUGGCUGGGAAGAACCUUCUCCACAGUCAAUCAGUCGAAAAAUGGAUAUCGAUGAUGGCACUUCAGCAUGGGGAGAUCCUAGCAGUUAUAACUACAAGAAUGUGAAUCUAUGGGACAAGAACUCACAAGGAGGACAGGCCCCACGGGAGCAGAGCCUGCCUACUCCAAUGACUAGCAAAUCACAAGCAUCAGUCUGGAGCAAAAGCACUCAACCUGCUCCAGAUAAUGGUACGUCUGCCUGGGGUGAGCCAAAUGAAACCAGUCCCGGGUGGGGUGAAGUAGAUGAUACAGGAGCAUCGACAACAGGCUGGGGGAAUGCACCUUCCAACGCCCCGAAUGCCAUGAAAUCUAGUUCUAAAUCUAUGCAAGAUGGCUGGGGAGAGAGCGAUGGGCCAGUGACAGGAACACGUCAUUCCAGCUGGGAAGAGGAGGAGGAGGGAGGAGUCUGGAACACAGCAGGCUCUCAGGGAAGCAGUUCCUCCCACAACUCAACAAGCUGGGGGCAAGGAGGAAAGAAAACACAAAUGAAGUGCUCAUUAAAAGGAGGAAAUAGUGAUUCAUGGAUGAACCCUUUAUCCAAACAGUUUUCAAAUAUGGGCUUGCUGAGUCAAACUGACGACAUUCCAGGCAGUAAGAUGGACUUGUCUGUAGGUGGUCUCCCAGAUAAGAAGUUUGAGGUAGAUAAACGAACCAUGAAUCUCGGGGAUUUUAAUGAGAUGAUGAGAAAGGAUCGAUCUGGGUUCCGUCCACCUAAUUCCAAAGACAUGGGAACCACAGAUAGUGGGCCUUAUUUUGAGAAGGGUGGCAAUCAUGGUUUGUUUGGAAACAGCACAGCACAAUCGAGGGGCAUGCACACACCUGUGCAGCCACUAAAUCCUUCCCCCAAUAUCCGGGCGCAAGUGCCUCCCCAAUUCCUUUCUCCCCAGGUUUCAGCCUCCAUGCUCAAACAGUUUCCCAACAGUGGCUUGAAUCCUGGUCUUUUCAAUAUGGGCCCCCAGCUUUCUCCACAACAGAUUGCCAUGCUGAGCCAGCUUCCACAGAUUCCCCAGUUUCAAUUAGCAUGUCAGCUCCUCCUUCAGCAGCAGCAGCAGCAACAGCUGUUACAGAGCCAGAGAAAGUUAUCUCAAGCUGUGCGACAACAGCAGGAGCAACAGCUUGCUCGUAUGGUGAGUGCCCUCCAGCAGCAGCAGCAGCAGAGGCAGCCUGGCAUGAAGCAUUCACCAUCCCACCCUGUUGGGCCUAAGCCACAUUUAGACAGCAUGGUACCCAAUCCUUUGAAUGUGGGUCUCUCAGAUUUACAGACCAAAGGGCAAAUACCUGGAUACGGUUCAGGCUUUGGCUCAAGUGGCAUGGAUUAUGGCAUGGUGGGAGGGAAAGAGGCUGGAACAGAAUCGCGCUUUAAGCAGUGGACUAUGAUGGAAGGGCUGCCCUCUGUGGCUUCACAAGAUGCCAAUAUGCACAAAAAUGGUGCAAUAGUGCCCCCUGGAAAGGCUCGCGGAGGAUCGCCCUACAACCAGUUUGACAUAAUUCAGGGUGACCCACUCGGCAGCCAUGCAGGCCCUGCUGGUGAUAGUUGGUUACCUGCCAAAUCUCCACCAACAAACAAGAUCGGAAGUAAAUCCAGCAAUGCCAGCUGGCCUCCAGAAAUUCUGCCGUUCAAGAAAGCAGUAUUGUUCAGCCCAAAGAUAAAUGAAGUGGUGCCCAAUCAAACUGAUAUCACAGCUGGAGAGUUCCAACCGGGAGUGCCAUGGAAAGGUAUACAAAACAUUGACCCUGAAUCUGACCCCUAUGUGACCCCUGGAAGUGUGCUGGGGGGGACAGCCACAUCUCCCAUUGUAGAUACUGACCACCAACUUCUGCGGGACAACACCACAGGGUCUAAUUCUUCCCUCAACACCUCGCUGCCUUCACCUGGUGCCUGGCCCUACAGUGCCUCUGACAAUUCCUUCACCAACGUUCAUAGCACUUCAGCAAAAUUCAGUGAUUACAAAUCAACGUGGUCCCCAGAUCCCAUAGGACACAAUCCCACUCAUCUCUCCAACAAGAUGUGGAAAAACCAUAUUUCCUCAAGGAACACUACAGGGCUGCCCCGCCCACCUCCUGGCCUGACCAACCCCAAACCAUCAUCUCCAUGGAACAGCACAGCACCCCGAUCGGUCAGGGGCUGGGGGGCACAGGACUCAAGGCUUGGCUCUGCAUCUACUUGGAGUGAUGGUGGCUCAGUUCGUCCUAGCUACUGGCUGGUUCUUCACAAUCUCACUCCACAGAUUGAUGGGUCAACCUUGAGGACGAUCUGCAUGCAGCAUGGCCCACUGCUGACAUUCCAUCUGAACCUGACCCAGGGCACCGCCCUUAUCCGAUAUAACACCAAACAGGAGGCGGCCAAGGCCCAGACUGCACUGCACAUGUGUGUGUUGGGAAACACUACCAUCCUGGCUGAGUUUGCCACCGAUGAAGAGGUUAGUCGCUUUCUGGCACAAGCUCAGCCCCCUACACCUGCAGCAACCCCGAGUGCACCCGCAGCAGGCUGGCAAUCCCUGGAGACAGGACAGAACCAGACAGAUCCAGUUGGACCUGCUUUGAAUCUCUUUGGUGGGUCAACAGGGCUUGGGCAGUGGAGCAGUGGUGGCGGCGGUGGCAGCAGUGGGGGUGAUCUCACUGGCGCUUCAUUGUGGGGGCCCCCAAACUAUUCUUCAAGCUUGUGGGGAGUCCCAAGCGUAGAGGAUCCACACAGAAUGGGCAGCCCUGCUCCCUUACUACCUGGAGACCUUCUGGGAGGAGGGUCGGAUUCAAUCUGAACUUAGAACUUUCAACUCUGACCUCGUGACCUUUUUUGGAACAGCAGCAGCACUAACUUGACCUUUUUGUUUUUUUCAACUUGCAAUAAAUACAUUUAUAAAAGGAAAAAAGAAAAUGGAGAAAGAAAAAAAGGUGGGUCAUUGACAGACUGUCUGAGCACAUAGUUGCCUCCCUUAUAUAACUUCAGUUUUUUCGUUUGGAAUAUGAAUCCAAAAAAGAGAACAUAUCACUCUUGAAAUACUUGAAUCGUGAACGCCAACGUAGAAAGACAAUGUGAAGCAAGUACACAUACCAUUUAAAUUUAAACAGAAAAAAUUAAAAAAAUUAGUUUCUAGUUUUUCACUUUUUCAUGUUAUACGGAAGUUGUUGCUAAGAAACAUAUAUACUGAAAAAAUAGCUUUUUAACUUUGUUUGCACUGGGUGUGUUUCCGUCCUUAGGUCUACCAUGUUGGGUUGGGGUAGGGGAGGGGUUCAAGAGAGAAAUGGGGGGGAGGGAAAGACUUGACGGAGCCUCACUUUAAAAACAAAAAAAACUAAAAAAAAAACCUAAAAAAAAAAUUAAAAAUUUUAAAACCCACAAAAAAAAACAAAACAAAAAAACAAACAAACAAAACAAAAAAACCAACACUUUGUGAUUGGCUGGUUCAUAAGUACCAGUGUGUUCUGGCACAUGUAACUGCCCACGUGUGCUUGUUUCUGUGUGAGUGCGUGUGCACAUGUUUGUGUGUGUGCAUUUUUUUCUCUCUAUAUAUAAUCUUGAAACGCUGCAUUGCUGAUGGUCUACGGGCUGGCUGGCCAUCUGCAUGUCUUGAUUCUGAAAACAAGACAGGCAUGGUGGAGUCCCUGUGGCUGAAGCAGAAUCCAGUUGGGCUGGAUUAAAAUUUGUUGGUAGGUUUUUUUAAAUUCAUUUUAGCAGGGUGCUAUCUCAAGUCUGCAGAUCAUACGGAGUGGAUAGUUGCUUCCUAGCCCUUGUUCUAACCCUGUGGUAGAGCAGAACACUGCCAUAUCCAAAGGAUUUGGUGAGAGGGGAGACAAUGUUGUCUUUUGAGUAGCAGUGUCUUUAUUUAUGUCUGCAUGUGGGGGUUUUGUACUGAAUGAACCCUAGAAUGUUUGUUAUAUAAUGCAAGCCAUUUAUUUCUUCCAGUAAGGGGAAAAGAGGAGGAAAGAAGACAUUGCCAUUUUUUGUGCAGCUAAGACAAAUGUUCUUAUUCAGUCUCUUGCAGGCUUCAGUACCUUUAAAAACAAUGAGUGUUUCUCUUUUCUCCCCCAAACCUGAAUAAGCACCCAUAUUCAUUUUAGAGGAAUCUAUCAAAAUGCUUGAAAGUCCAGCCCAACCAAAUUAGCCUUUCAAUUGAUUUACUGCUUGUAUUAAAACUGACAGAAAACUAAAUCGUGUCAGCAGACUGCUGGCCGGCCUGCCUCAUCUCCUGAAAGCACAUGCAGCUGACUCCUUCCUGCGUCCUUCAUGGUGAGCGUUACCUGUGCCAGGCCUCGGUGUCAUUACAGCGCCAGACCAUCACUGACAGAAACGUUUACUUACGAAUGUUCUUAAACCAGUGUGUACUUCAAAGGUUUCCUUUUGUUUCUCUGUGUUGUGUUUUUUCCUGUGUAUGUGGUUUUGCUUAGGGAGGUAUAUAACUAGCAAAGACUUUUUUUUUAAAAAAGUAUUGCACCUUUUUGUUUUUUUGUUUUUACUUUUUCUGUACUGUUGCUUUUUAAUUUCUGUAUUUAAGGAAAGGUUUGGGGUUUUUUAGCAUCAGUGUAGUAGUACUCUGGGCAGGAUAGGGGUGACCUAUAAUCCACAGUGAUAGCCAGUGUGUGCGUGCGUGUGUGCUCUGGGAACAAAACUUUUUAAGACCUGUUGUUGUGAAAAGAGUUGUAGCAGACUUGAAGGCACAUCCCUUGACAUGAAGCAGAAAGUCUUUUAUGGGGGUGGGGCCAGGAGAAGAGGGAAGAGAGAUGCCGGUACUUUUUCCAUAAGUGCUAGGACUCCAUGUGGCAUUGUCUGGCCGUUAUACUGUCUAACAAAGUGCCGACAUUCUGUACCAGCAUAUACCUGUCCAUUCCAGCCCUCAGAGGUAGCAGUGCUCGACCUUUAUUACCUGGUGGAGCAGGGAGGAUAGGGGAGUCUGUUUCUUAAGCGUUUUCAUUGAAGGAUAUAACCGUGUCUGAUACAUUUAACUCUACAUGUGGGUUUGGUGGGGAGAAGGCAAAGCAGAUGCAAGUAAUGGGAUGGGGGUGGGGUGGGGGUGUGCGUGUGUGUGUGCCUGUGUGCUGGGGGUGGGAGGGAAGGGCUAGGGAAUUACGUGGCUGUUUUAAUUCGCCCUUUCUAUGUAAACCCAAUGUCACAAGGAAGACUGACUGAGGGAAAUGCUGCAUAUACACAUGCCUGUAGAUUUGUAUGCAAAGUGUUACAUGGUAAAAAAGGUAGGUUUGUAUUUGUUUAGUAAACUGGAGUGUGCAGCAUACUCUGGCCCCUUUAAAAUAUACUUUCCUAUCAUGUCUCCUCCUUCAUCUAUCGCACCAUGCACAAAGAAAUGAAGUGCUCUCUUUCAACUCCUGCUAUCUAGCUAGUGGCCCCUGCGUGCAGACAUCCAUAAAGUUUUGUUUCUAGUCUCUGUUCGAAGACCAGCCACGCUCGGACACACAGACCAGGUUCUUAAAAGUCCUGUGCCAGCAGUACUUCCUAGUGAAGCACCUUUGGCCUGAGCAAGCCAGUAUCUGUUCUGUCACAUGAUUUUGCUAUACAUGCUGGUUCAUUGCUGUGUUCCACCCUCACUUCUCUCUCCCAACCUGCCCUAAGGUCCCUUUUCCUGCACUUUGGGCUAGUUGAGUUCAUUGCGAUACUACGGUGAAAGCCGGGUGCUAGAGCCCCUCUUGUUUACAAGACAUAAUGAGGGAUUUGAAAUAUUUAAAAAGAGAAGCUAAAUUGUUCUUCCAUUGUAAGCUUAAAGGGAAAAAAAUUAAAACGUACAAAAAAAAAAAAAAAAAGACCAAAAAGUGCAUAUAUAUAUUUUAGAUGAAGACUAACUCUGGGAGCAUUUAACAGUGUUUUUGUUUUUAUUUUAACAUUUUAUUUUCCUGCUUUAAAUUUGCAAGCAUUCUCAGGAAUUCUAGGGUAGGAAGCCAGUUUUUUGAAGAUGGUUUAUUUAACCUUAUCCUAGAUAGAUGGCUGUUUCUUGUUGAUAAACUUUUACAAGUUCCUGAAUCUUCAAAAUGUUUGAAAGUUUUUACUUUAAAAGAAAAAUGCUAAAAAAAAAAUAAAAAGAAAAAAAAAGAAAAAGAAAAAAUCUCCAAAUGUUACUGUCAAGCGAGGGAUCAAGAAUUUUAAAGACUUUCUAAAUUAAAGUACAUUAAGAAAACUUCUCAAUAUCAGCAACAGGAAUUCAUUGCAAUCUUAAACAAGUUGUGGGAGAAGAAGGGUUAUCAUUAUAGUGCUUUAUUACUCAUGCAGACGUGUGCAGUUGCAUGGAGAAGUGUGUGAAUGGAAAUCUAUUGUUCCCUCUUGAUUGAAACUAAAUGAAAAUACUCUUUAAGCACCUUUUUUAAAAGCAAAGUGAAACUAUAAACCUUAUUAAAAUGCAGUAUAGUUUAACUGAAAGGGUCCUCAGUUAGGAGGACCAGCAGGAAAUACAUGAUGGUGCUUCUUUGAACCACUUCUAAGUAGUGCUAAAGAAAACCAGUGCUGAUAGAAUACUGAGUAAUGAAGUAGGUUUAUUAUCCUGCCUUUUUCAGUACAGAAAAAAAAAUAUGAAAAACUCCAGUACAAUGUACAUUGGAAAUCAACUUUGCUGUUUUCAGCUAUUUGGUCAGUUUUAUUCCACACUUGGAGAUCUGCUGCUUGCUUUUCUUCACCCACCCCUCCUCCCAGUCUUUGUUUUAUUUUAUAUGAGGGAAAUACCUGUUAAACUCCUCUGUUCACCCUGUUGCUGCUGGCUGUCAGGGCUUACAGUCUUGAACUUCAGAGUUCAGCGUUGGGAUGGCCAACUUCUGUUUCCCAGCUCUAAGGGUCAGGGGCUGAAACGGCCAGGCUCAAACCACAGAAACCGCGCUAGUGCCUUUUUACAUGCACCCACAUGCCCUACAGUAGGGGAAGGGAGGGAAGAUGAGGCAAAGUGAGGCAGUAUAGCCACUUCAUGGAAAUAGAUGUACCCCUUCUUAAGGAAGAAAAACAUGCUGCAUAAGCAUGUUGUGCAAUGAGUUACUUAGUAGUAAUUUUAUUAUUAAAGAAAUCAGAUGCCAAAUUCUUUUUCAUAGCAGUUGCCCAGUGUUUUCAUGUUGUGCUGCGUGUGCAUGUGAGUCUAUUGAAAAUAAUGCAUCAGUAGUAAUAAUAAUGUGCUUUAAAAUCCUGUCAUGGGCCAGUAGAAGGAGGGUUUACUUAGGAACUUUGGGAUUUUAUUUUUUUGUUUGUUUUACGGAGAGAAUUUGAGUGCUUUGCCAGAGCUGUGUUUUAUCAAAUCAGCAGUGUCCUAAAACAGAAGAAACCAUAAAAUUUAAUAAAACAAAAAGCCAACAGACUUGACAUUGACUUUGAAGUGGGUUGUGACUGAGUGCUGAAGGGUUGACAGUCUGGAGUUUCAGCAGUCUGCUGGGUCCAAACCUAUUGUAGUACAACAGUCUGCUCCUCCUUUCCUAAAUGUGCAGUCCUGUAAGCGUUAGUGACUGUCUCCUCAGUGACAGUUUCCCUAAAUUGUUAAAGUAACAUUAAUCUUGCUGUUUUCCAGCUAUAGUUGACAGAUUUGUAUGGCUUAGUCAUGGCACUCCUAACCAUGCUAUUACAAGUGCUGUCUGAGCAUUCUGCUAACCAAACUUGUCUGCUGGGGACAACCAUUGCUUAAUGUUGUAAAAAUUCUGCUACCAUUUGAGCUCAUAACAGCAAAAAGUCAGCAGGAAUUGAUGGUAGGGUACUUUUGGGUUUUACAAAACUGUUCCAGGGAGGGAAUCAGUGGCAGUGUCUUGUUUAAACGUAUUGGGGAGGUAGGGGAAAGAGGCUGGGGAAAGCACAGCUUGGAAUAGACUACGGGCAUCUCCUUCCAGAUAAAAAUCCAGCCACUUUGCUUACCCUACCCUUCAGUGUCUAUCAAGCUGAGAGUUUUUUAUUGUUUGAUAAUUUUUUACUCCAUUUGAGGAUUUCAUUUUAGCAGUGACAACUUAAGUCUAGCGAGGGGGAGAAAAAAAAAAAGGGGUACAGCUCAGAAACCUGUGUUGAGACCUCUGACAUUUACUUUGGAAGAAUUACCAUCUUUUCCCAGUGUUUUUAUGUUUCUGCCUGGACACGUGCCCAGCAGUCGUGAGAGUGGGUUUUUUGUUGGUUUGGGGUUUUUUUACAAUCACAGGGUGUCAGGUUUUUCUUACAAAUUUUUUCAUUGUGCUUCACAUUAAGUGGCUUGUGUAAUGAACAAGAAUGUUAAGCCAAGUAUGUUUUUACCUCUACAAUAUAAACAGGAUAUUUUCAACAAACUGGGUGGUAUAAGCACCUCAAAGAUUAAAUAACAAUUAAACAUUUAUAUUAAGUUGGUCUCUUUUUUUUUUUUUCCCCACCAUGAAAUUUCUAAGCAUUUAUUCCUUAAAACUUUUGUUGUAUAUUUUCUCCUAAAAAUGUUGCCACAUAUUCCAAUUUGUCUAAAUACAUAUCCAAAUAGUACUGCAGGGGUUUUUCUUGGUUUGGUUGUUUUUUUGGUUCAUUCUUUAUUAUGUUUAACUCUUAGGUUUCUGAUUCUGUUUGCGCAUACUGUUUUCCUGUUGACUUUAAGAGGAGCGCUGUUUGUGUAUCUGAGGUACCCGAAUUUGACCAAGUCUGGUCCAGGAAAUCAGGAGUGAUCCUCGUGUGAAUUAGUCCUACUGACCUUAAAUGCAUACUGCUCGAGUAAGGGCUCUUUGUAUAAAUAAACCUUAGCUGGAUCAGGGCCAAGGUAGCAGAUGAGGACCUGUUGUAUUUCCAGUGCAGCAAACAUCUGUGUUGCAUAUAUCACAUUCACUGUAAAUCACGUGACUUUAGUAUCCAGGUUUCUCAAGUGGUUCGAAAUGCAGGUUUUGUGGAGGAUGGUUAGCAUCUCAGGGUACGAGUCCUGAUUGAGUAAAAGAUAGUUUUUCUUUCUAAAGAUGUAAGGUUCCCUUAACAGAAGCAGCUUUCUUAAUUGUAAAUAUGCAUGCAUGCUUUGUGGGCAGGAAGGUAAUACCAAGAUAACUAUGUUGAAAUUAAUUCUGAAAAAAAACGACAAACAAAUGCCGUUAAAAUGCAACUUUGGCCCUGAAUGUGAAGCAACAUACACAGAAUCUGUUGGUUUGUCUGAAUUGAUUUUGCACAAAAUAUCAUUUCAGUUCUGUAGUUUAUUUGCCGCUAUUUUGCAGUUGUAGGAACUGAUACUGUUAGAUCGUAUCAGUCAUUCCCACUGCGAUCAAAAGACAGAUAUCUAAAACCCACACUGUUUCUUUCCCUUCACCUCCAGUACUAGGCUUCCACUUGUGGCAGAAGAAUGUUAACAGUAAUGGGAAGAGGUACGUGAAGUUUCCCAAUGUAGACAGAGCUGGUUUUCCCUGUUGUCCUGAAUUCACAUCCAAACCUAAAACACAGAGCAACAAUUAUGCUGUAGCUGAGCUGUUGGUUGGAUUAUACAACAGGAGCUGAACUGGAGACUUUUAGCAACCUUGCUAGUUCAUGUCCUUCACAAUGUUUUGCCUAAGUGUCCCAUCACUGUAAAUACCAGUGUUGCUGAAUUUUACCAAAGUUUCCCCUGCAGUAGAUAAUAGGAAGCAGGUCCAUUUUGUGAUGACUCACAAAGCAGAACUUUGCCUACUUCAAGGGUCUGUCUACGUUGCUGUUAAAACUGAGUCAGGGUCCUGUUUAAAAUAUAGCUCUCUCUUCUGUGGUGUUAGUGACUUUUAACUUUGUGAUGUAGUAACUAUAGCUUCUAAUGCUUAUAUGAAAAGUGAUUUAAGGUUUCAUCUGUGCUACAAAAAGCACCACAGCUCCUGGUGGUUUGGAGCCUAUUUUUAAAACUUAUCAGGCCACAAUAGAUGCCGUUUCAUCUGUGGCACGCAGCAUACAACAACCGUUUGCAUCCAUGGUUUGCUUGCGUGUUGCUUUUCAUCAAGCUAUGCAGGAAAGCUUUUCUCUAGAAGUCUCCCAGAGUCCUGUGCUAUAUAAGCAAGCUUCUAGCAAAUCAAGUGCCCUCUGCAAAAGAGCCAUUUUUGCCCUGUAUGUGUGACAGUUGAGACUGGUAACAUGCAGCAGUUUAGGGUUCCUGUUAACUUUGUAGCGAGAAAGGGAGUUUUUUGACUUGACUCUGACAACCUUUCUGUAAAUUAAUACAGAGCACUCCAGGGAAAAAGAAAAAGAAAAAAAAAGGGAAGAAUGCAUUGUGCCAGCCAGCGUUAAGUAUUGAAGUAUUUUUGCAGCAAACAUUCUUGACUGUGGUGGGCGGAGGGGAAGAGACUGGAGAAUUUUGCAUGAAUGCGCGAUACAAGGAGGCACUGCUUGGCAAGAAAUGCCUCUUCUUGGGUAUUGGUGUGUGUUGUUACAUUCGCAGAACUAACUUCCUCAUUUUUUUAAGUUUGGGGCUUUUUUUAAUUGAAAGUGGUAGCUCCUCCUGUUUCAGAUGAAACACAACCAACCAGAAGUGAACAUUUUCUUUAUCAUUUACUGUUGAGCAGGUUGCACAGCUUGUUAGAAUAGCUAUUUUAGUGGCAUGGUUAUUGAUAUUAUGUGCUUUCUUUCCCCUCCCUCUCCCUGCCAGAUAUGGCUUACCCUUUCUAUAUAAGGCGCUUGUGUGGGUUUUUUUGUUUUGUUUUGGGAACGUGUGGAGAAGAAGCAAAAUGAAGUGAAAAUGCAAGCCAAGGUAGAACAGCCUUACUUUAGGGGGUAGCCUUACAACAGAGCUUUAUAGUGAGUGUGCUGUAUUCCAAAAUAUGUAAGCCAAAAACAAAAAAAGCAUUCAUUUAUGCAAAAAAAAAAUUAAAAGAGGUGUUGGAAGACUUCUUUAUUAUGUACCUUCUAAAGGUGGAGUAAGGUCUCACCAAGUGAUACGUUAUUGUGAUACUUCUUGCUGGGUCAGUAGGAAUGGGUCAGGGUAUAAGCGCUUAACAUUUUCCUCCUGUGUUUUUACAAGCAGUAAGUUAAAUGUGGUAUUUAUGAAUGUGCCUUUGUGAGUAUAGUGACUGUCUAAUUGAGGAGACCACUUGGGCUGGAGGGGAGACAAUGGUCAAUUUAUUCUUUCAAGAGGUCAGACAUCGAGAUUGCAGCCCACUGGUCCCUUUUGACAAGCAUCAUCUUUGGGCUGGUCUCUACACUGCACAAUACGUAUUCAUAUGUGGUAGAGAUUGGGGUGGGGGGUGCAAAGGGAUGUCAUGUGAUGCACAGAAGCUGUUGAUAGUUUUAGGCUAGUCUGCCGUUGCAGGUUGAGUUUGUAUAUGUAUUAUGUGGCUUCUCUUUAUGUUUGUGUGCAUGAGUGUGAGUGUGUGUAGCUUUGUUUUUUUGUAAGCACUGGAGAAUUGAAACACAGUGAUGUUUGAGACAAAUUUAUACAUGUAGAGAAGAUGAUGUUUUGUAGCUUCUGUUUAAUAGUGGGUGCAGGCACACUUUUACCCUCUCUGCCCGAGUCCUGAUAAGCAAAACAGGAAAAGUUUUUUUUCAACCUUCAACUUCCAGCACACUUAAUGUUGCCAUUUAAAUGAACAGGGUAUUACACAAGAAGAAAAAAAAAGAGUUUUUGAAAUGGUGAGGUAGAAGUGUUUAAAAGGAAAAAAAUCUGAAGUAAUUUUUUGUUUCUUCAAAGCUGUUUGUAGCUAAACAUGGGAAUCUGCAGUGUCUCCUUCCAUUUGUUUUUUUUUUCUCUAAUAAUUCACCUCUUCGUCCCACCCAAAACACGAGGUGUGCAAGAUCAAGAGCUGUUGUUGUAGCCCUUCCUAAUUCCCACCCUGAAAAGAAACUCCAGUGGGAUCCCUCAGCUCUAUUCAGGAAGACAAAGAGAGGAGAGACUCUGCAGUUUUCUUUGCUUCGCUCUCAUUCCUCUCUAAUGGCCUUGAAAUGUAUUAUUAUGCAAAUGUGAAUUUUGAUACUGAACUUAAGAAGAGGUUGUUUGUUCUUUUUUCAAAAAAAAAAAAAAAGGUCCCAUAUGUGGUCAGCAUUGCUUCUUUAUUUUGUAAGUGAAUUGUAAACUAUGCAUUCUGCAAAGGGGGUGUAGGGGACAAAGAUACUUUGCUAAACUGUUCAGGAGUUUCUGUGUCCAUGGUAUAUCCAUUAUAGUUUGGGGAAGUGGGGAGGUGAUGACUUUGAAAUAAGAAGGAAUUUAUAAGAACCUCUCUUUGUCAGACAUUGGCCAAUAGGUAACUGAGCAGAGAUUUGAAAAACUAACGUUGAGUGCAAAACAAAAUCAGCUCUCAGCCUUGCACAGGGAUGUGAAUUCUUGCCACGCAGUGUUAACCCAGGGCCGAAAGGGUGAGUGGGACACCAGCUCUACCUGGGGAACUGUCUACCGCCUCCUGUGUUCUGGCCCUUGCUAAGCUCAGGAAACAUGGUGCCAUGGGCACUGUCUUUUUCCAAUUUACUGCUAGUUUUCCAUCGCAGCAGUCCUUGUGCUCUUCCAGGAGAAUUGGAACAUAGCUGGUCCUCGAUAUCUACACUUCCUUUUCCCUAAAGUUUUCUUUGCUGCUGUUUCUGGCACAGCUCAUACAGUGACGGCACAGCUGUGGACAAAAUGGUGGAGAUGGUACUUACUUCCUAGUGCUGAUCAAAGCCCUACUAUGAGGACUGCAUUUUUUCCAACAUCAGUAGCUACCAGUGCUUUGUUAUCUGAUGUUACUGCUACUGACUUAGCAUUAAUGUUGGCAGUGUGUGAAAUUCUAGGGAAGGUAGAUUGACAUGUAGACCAGGUCCUCUCUAUUUAAAAGAAGUUAUCCUAUUUUUACUAAGAGGUGAUGUCAUAAUGGUCAUUAAAAAAGGAUUUACCUCCUCAUAUCUCCAAAAUGCACUCAUUGUGGAUUAUGUAUGUUCCUUGAAGCUUGCUGAGUUUCCAGGAGCAGUCUCCUCAGAAAAAUGCAGAUCUCAUUGCCCUCUCUGUUAUUGUAAUAGGGACCUUUUGACUUGACUUUUUCUUUUGUCCAUGGUGAACCAUGGUACCUGCAUUAUCCUUGGCAUUAUCUUAGGUGUAAUAUCAUAAACAGAUUAUCCUGCCUGUAUUCAGUGUUUUCAUGCAGCAAUGUUAUUUUUGUUGACAUUCACAGUACUGUAAUAAGUAAUAGACUUGAUGAUCCCUCUCGCAUCUGUGCCUGCCUUGCAGAUGUGAUCUUAUCAGGGUUCCACUCUGUCAGCUUGCCUUUAAAAAAAAAAACAAAAGGAAAAAAAAAAUCUGAAGUUUAAAAUCACUCACUAAGAUACCUCGUGGUACACUUCCUUCUAAUGUAAACUUUUUAAUCUUUUCUUCUAUACUUGUUGGACUUUUAUUUCCAUCUGUUAUCUCCUUUCUAAAAAGAUGUUUGAACUUGUGGUUUAGAGCACAGGACUCAAAGCCUGGAACUCCUGAAUUCUAACAUUGGCCAUUACUCCUCCCUUGCCUUGGGCAAAUCAUUUAACUACUUUGCCUUUGUUUUUUCAUCUGUAAAGCGGGGUUGUUAAUAAUACUUACCUACCUCACAGGGGUUUUGUGAGGAUCAACUAGUAAUGUUUGUAAAAUGCUUUAAAGAAAAAAGCAUGAUAGAAGUAUUAUGAGGUUUUCACAGCAAGUUUUGCUCGUUCUUUUCACAUUGUUUGCUUGUGUGGAGGGAGAUAACCCUUUCUUCUCUUAAUUGUUAAAGCCAUCAAACACUCAGAUCCUAAAUUAUAGAAGUUGAUGGAGAUUCAGUUAUUCAAACUCCUCCUCCUUUAUGCCUAUUUCCUUCUACUGCUCUUUUUUAUAUAGUUGUGCCAGUGUUGCUACAGGUCACAUGUCUACAAGCUUCAAAACUGAAGUACUUUAAGCUUGCUGCUUCUUUCACCAGAUCACCAAAUCAGAAUAAGUUUGUGUACUUUUCCCUGCUAUUGAAUAGCAUUUUUGGUAAUGUCAUCUUUCAGAUAGACACAUCUUAUCCUGCCAUCAUGAAGGGGAGGUGGUGGGUGUAGUUUCAGAGAGGGGACUGUAAGAUGAAGAACCUUGCUCCUUUAUGCUGCUGCUCCAGGGACAAAGGGCAGAGUAGCUUUCUGUUUCCUUCCCUGAGUUAAUUUCAGUGUGUUACCAGUCACACUUCAAAUGCAGUGUCUCUUCUUGUCCACAAUAUACAGAAGCCAUCACCUGCCAAUAAAACGUAGGAACAGAGGGAAUGAUAGUAGAUGCUGCUUGUGUAUAUGCCUUACAGCUCUCCCAGAAUGUCUCUGGGAGAGUGGUGGGGGAAGAGGUCUUCAUUGGGUAAAUCCCACAGCUGUCAGGGAACCUCUGCUACUUUCUCCCCUCUCAAUCACGUGGUCGCUGCUUCUUCUUUCUUGGAUGUGCGUCUCAGGGAUGUGCAUAUGAGCCCAUGCCUUUUGGAAUUUGGCAUUUGAUAUACCAAGAAUAUGGUUUCUAUACCUGCAACCUUUCUGUCUGACACUCCCUGGUCCUCUCUGUCCUGCAUUUCUCCCCGUGGCCUUAGGAACAUCUCUCCAUUGUUGCCCUGUGCCACCCUCUCCAUCUUUGCCAGUAAUCAAGAUGAAGUGUAAACAGUGAUUCUGCAGAGAAAGAAGCUGAAAUGAUGCAUGUGCAUCUGUGGGAUUUACACACAUCUGUAUCUUAGAUUUUUGCCACACCUGCUCUAAAACACACAGAACAUCUGAUGCACAGUGCUUUUUCUUUGUCAUCUAGAAAGCAGAACAAACAGCAGUAUGACUCUGAUGGUAAUUCUGUAAUGUUUACUUGGAGUGAAAUGCUAAGUGUUUUCCCCAAAGAACCAAAAAACUCCCACCUUCUAACAAAAGUAACCAAAUCUAAUCUUUCUGGGGACGGGGGAGGGAAGGGGAGGAGGAAAAGCAGUGACAGGGGAGCGUUCUGAUCUAUUUUCAUCUCCACCACUUGGCUGGAGAUACGAGAUGCUGCUUUGAGUUCCACAAACAUAAGGGAUUAUGUUUACAAAGGUAAAUGCCUUCUACCUGUUCAGGAAACUGGCUACUGGUGGGCAUCAGGAGUUAAGAGAGUUUCUCUUCAUUGCAAAAAGUAAUGAGAGAAGGGUGUGUCUGGACGGGAAAUGGAGAAAUAGAUUCAUUUCAUCUAGUCUUCUUGGUAAAAUAAUGCCACCUUCCUCUCUCCUUACUAAAUGGAGGAAUGAAGUGGCAGAACAGAAAAUCGAUGAUGUCCAAUAUGGCUGGAUUAGAAAAGGCAGCUUUUCUACUUUGCACAUAAAUAGGUAACAGGAAGGUACAGCUAAAGUCCUCUUGCCUGAAACACUGUCCCCCAGAAGCAGACAUUGUAAUAAUAAAAAUAGUGGCUGUGUGUAUAUUGAUGCUAUUUGCAAGUUACCUGUAAGUGUUUAUUUUUUUUCUUAUACUUGAAAUGGCUUUCUUUACUAAACUCUCACCUUAGUUCUGGUUUCCCCCCUCCUACUGUAGUGUGUAGUAAAGAAAAUUACAGGACAAGUGGGGAGAAUGUAGAGGAGAUGACACAAUGUCUUGCAUAUCCAGGUUUCAUCUUAAUUUCCAUCCCACAUUCUCAAGACAUGUUUAAACUUCCUAAGGGUUUUCCAUGGACACAGAAACUCAGCACUUUAGAAGGUGCUCUUGUAUGGCUGGCUGCCCCCCUUUUCCUCCUUUUCUAUAUUUUUAUUUUACUUUUAGUAUAGUGGUACUUAAGAUCACUGGUUCACUUAAAAAGAAAAAAAACCAAUAAGAUGUUUAAACUCUACUAAUGUACAAAUAAGCUGAAAUGUUGCAUUUUUUGUGUAUUUUUGCCAUAGCAGGUACUGUAUUUCUCAUGCUGGAUUUAGAAAAAAAAAAAGAAAAGAAAAAAAAG